AUGGAUUUUCAGCAAAAACAUGCCAUAGUUGAUGAUUUGGAUCGGUUUUUGAGAAGAAAAAAGAUGUAUAAGAAAGAUGGUAAGCCUUGGAAACGUGGCUACCUCUUGUAUGGGCCUCAAGGGACAGGAAAAUAUAGCCUUGUUGUAGCUAUGGCUAACUAUUUGAAGUUUGAUGUGUAUGAUUUGGAGCUAGGUUCUUUGUGUUCUAACUCAGACCUCAUGUGUGCCUUGAGGGACAUGUCUAACCAUUCCAUUGUUGUGAUUGAAGACAUAGAUUGCUACAAAGAGGUUAACACAAAGAGGUUUACUCUGUCGGGUCUACUUAACAACAUGGAUGACUUGUGGUCAAGUGGUGGAUACAAGCAAAUUAUAAUCUUCACUAGCAACCAUAGAGAAAGAAUUGACCCUGCAUUGCUAUGCCUUGGUCGUAAGGACAUGCACAUUCACUUGUCCUUCCUCAAAGGCAAUGCAUUUCGAAUCCUUGCUUCCAAUUAUUUAGGAAUUGAAGGACAUCAUCCACUUUUUGAACAAAUCAAAGGGCUAUUGGAGAAAGUAGAAGUCACACCUGCAGUAGUGGCAGAGCAACUAAUGAGCAAUGAAGAUCCUGAUGUUGCUUUGGAAGCACUUGUUAAAUUUCUCAAAGAAAUGGACAAGGAAAAAGCCUGCAUUUAG
Messenger RNA from Glycine soja, 672 nucleotides. Its product is annotated as AAA-ATPase At2g18193-like. Lineage: Eukaryota; Viridiplantae; Streptophyta; Magnoliopsida; Fabales; Fabaceae. The record is from RefSeq and is a predicted model, not a curated record. Gene Ontology annotation, molecular function: ATP binding; ATP hydrolysis activity. The transcript has 2 exons. Bases 1 to 672 code for a protein of 223 amino acids.